Molecule: messenger RNA, 303 nt
Organism: Trametes versicolor FP-101664 SS1
Lineage: Eukaryota; Fungi; Basidiomycota; Agaricomycetes; Polyporales; Polyporaceae
Exons: 5
Coding region: 1-303 (100 amino acids)
Source: RefSeq, a predicted model, not a curated record
AUGAACAUGCCCAAGCGCUACUUCAAGAUCUUGCGCCCGUUCAUCGCUCCCGAUGCGCAGCGCGCGGUCAAAUGGGAUGACUUUUACGGACUAUUCGUCAACCAUUUCGAGUUUGACGUCAAGCGAGGCAAAGGCCGCGUCCACGCCUUCACCCCGCCGACUCAAGGCUGGGUCUUUGCACCGAAGAAGUUCCUCGCGUACAAGCCGAAGCGGCCUGAACUCACGCCGACGGAGGUGCGCGACAUUAGGAAGACCUUGAAGGAAGUAUACGGGUGGGGUCCCGACUCGUUCACCGGCGUUUAG